AAAAAAUAUUUUAUUUGUUUACUUUACAAUAAGAUAAUACGAAUUUUAUGAAUUAACAGAAGAAAAUUAACCAUGCGUAAAUUAUAGCCGCUUACACUCGCGUGUGAGUGGUAAGACGAGCCGAGAGCCGAGCUACGAGACGCGUAUGUAAAUCGGUGGACUCGCGUAGAGGAGCGGUUUUUAGAGCACAAGUCAAAGGGGCUCGUAGCAUGCUUGUUGUCUACAAUCGCGUUCGGAUAUCAUUCAGUUACAAAACAAACCUUAUACUCUGUGCCAAUUGUGUUUCAAAUCGAUCAACUCGACGAGCUUAUGAGCUGAAGCCGAGACACGAGACGAGCCGCGAGCUGAGCCAUGAGGCGAGAGUGUAUCGGUUAGCUCGACGAGCUUACGAGUUGUGGCUGAGACACGAGACGAGCGAGUGUAAAUAGGCUAUUAAAAUAUUGAUAAGUUAAGGCAGGAAUGACCCUAUUCAUACUAGCAACACUAGAACAGCUGUCAAUUUUUUAAACAAACCUGUCAAUUUUUAACUCCAGCACUUCCACAAUCAAUGUCAAAUAGCAAUAAAUUUUACAUUUCGCUCAAUCCAGUCACCCGUCUCGCUUCAUCUCUCUCACAAGUUUUUGUUUUCGUAACUUUGUGCUGGCCCAGUUUUACGCUUUAUUUUCCUUAUUAGCACAUACACAAUAACUUAAACUUCAGUUUUUAUCUCACAUUACAUACGAGAUGUGCUACGUGAUCAUCACAGGGCGGAGUUUGGCUUGGCUCCUGCUGAGUUUGGUAGCUUUUAUGUUAAUUCUUUCCGGUAUAAUGACUCCCAAGUGGUUGUUAGGGCAGCCUAUGGUGCAAAAUAGGGAUAAUAUUACGGGAUUCUACGUUCCUAGUGUCGGGAUAUACAAUAGAUGCUUGCGUAUUAAGGACAGUCACAAUGACUGUGGUUCUUUCUCGUUCUACGGCUUCGCCACUGAUCCUAGCCGGUACCCAACCCCGUGGAAAGCUGCAUUAUUCUUCUUAUCUUUAUGCGCAGCCAUACAAUUCUCGACGGUGCUGGCCGGCGUGAUGGCGUGCUGCGUUCAGUCCGUGUUCAAGAAGAGCGUUAUAUCAUUGGCUGGCGCUACUCAAGCUUUGGGAGGGUUAUUCGGAGUGCUAGGCCUCCUGCUGUACCCUUGGGGUUGGGGAACCCAGCGCGUUCGACAACUUUGCGGCGAAAACUCUGAGCCAUACAUACCAGGAGACUGUUCUAUUGGUUGGUCCCUGUACGUGGCGGCGCUGGGCGUGGCGCUGGUGUUCGUCGCCAGCGCCGCGUCGCGCGCCGCCGACCGCGCCGCCGCCUCCGACGCCGUGCAGUUCCACAUCGACGAGGGGAAACAGCUCAUUUGCCUGGCCUGAUCACUUCUGUGUACCGUUCACGGCUAUACACGACAAAAUUCCCAUUUCAGGUCCUCGGUUAUUUUGACGCCCAGAUCGAUUUGUGCCUUAACAGCUUUUAAGGGAGUGUUGUGCAAAUUAUACGUGUAAUGUAGUUUUUUUUUACCUAUGUGCAGAACAGUACAUUUUGUAGAAUUCAGGUUCAUGAGCCUUUCUUUAGAACAGUUCCAUACUUUGUUAAGGUCGUCUUGUAGCAGGUUAUAGUCGAGCAAUGGUCAGUUUUUUCAACUGCCUGCCUGCUUUACAAAUAAUAAUCAAAAAUCGGAAAAUAUUACAUCAAUGACUAGCAUCAAAGAGAAUUUGAAAUAGACGUGGAUUGUCAAAGAAAACUUUGUAGCCACAGUAAAUUUACUGCCACUAUUCGACACAUGAUUAAAACUUCUAGAACGCCAUUUGACUUUGAUCCUUAUUCUUUCACUGAUAUGUGUUAAAUUUGGUAAAUAUCAAAAAGUGACGCCAUCUUACCGGGCAUCGGCUAAAGGUUGUGACGCCAUCGCUCGAAACGUUUGGCCAUUGAUGUUUUAGAUGGCGCCACUUUUUGAUAUUUAACAAAUUUAGCACAUAUCAAUGAAAGAAUAAGGGUCAAAGUUGGCGUUCUGAAAGUUUAAUGUGUCGAAAGAUGGCAUUAAAUUUACUGUGGCUACAAAGAUUUCUUUCACAAUCUACCUCUAUUUCAAAUUAUCUUUGCUAACAUUCACAAGAACUGACUGUUAUAAUAUGGUAACUAUAAAUUUCUUACUACUCUACUUUUUCUAUUUUCUUUACAGAAUUGAAUAUACUACUGAUAGUAGUUAAGAACAAUUUGCUUUUGCGAAUUAGAAGAUUUACAAAAAUACUUAUUUUGCUCUAUAAAAUGCCAGGGAUUUCAAUAAAAUACAAGGUGUAACUAAAAUAGUUCUGAAUAGGCAAAAGUACAAUAAAAAAAAAUUACGCGAAAGAAAUUUUGUUUUUGGGGCAGGUCGUUUAACUCGUCCUACCCUUGAUUCAAUUUAAAAAAAAAAAAAUUAACUGCUGACAUUUAACUCUUUCUAAUUCUGAACGGGGGUUGCCCAGGCAGAUUUAAACCAUUUCAGUAAAAAAUUACAAAAUUAAAAUAUUAGUUUUUGGCUCGCAUAGACCCGAAUGGGUAUAGUUAGAUGAUAUACAGGGUGAUUAUUUAAUCACCUGCAAUAAUUUACGGGCUGAAUAUAUAGGUCAUAUUUAGCAACUUUCACAAUAGGACAAACCCCGAAA
Molecule: messenger RNA, 2658 nt
Organism: Cydia pomonella (codling moth)
Lineage: Eukaryota; Metazoa; Arthropoda; Insecta; Lepidoptera; Tortricidae
Product: LHFPL tetraspan subfamily member 2 protein
Exons: 5
Coding region: 724-1386 (220 amino acids)
Cellular component (GO): membrane
Source: RefSeq, a predicted model, not a curated record